This is a messenger RNA of Tachysurus vachellii, 1614 nucleotides long. RefSeq names its product HIG1 hypoxia inducible domain family, member 1A (gene higd1a). The coding region runs from base 138 to 440 and encodes 100 amino acids. The transcript has 4 exons. Gene Ontology annotation, biological process: mitochondrial respirasome assembly. The record is from RefSeq and is a predicted model, not a curated record. Lineage: Eukaryota; Metazoa; Chordata; Actinopteri; Siluriformes; Bagridae. Gene Ontology annotation, cellular component: mitochondrion.
CAAACACAAUCUCCCUGCAUUUGAACACACCUCUGUAACGUCAGUCCUACGCUGUGCGCGUGACGUCACUGAGCAGCGAGUCCUCGAGGUGAAGCCGGUACUCGGAUCUGUGGAGGUGAAGUAACAGUUCAAACAAGAUGUCCAUCGUGUCAUUUGAUGAGUAUGAGGAGUCCAAGUUCCUCAGGAAAGCCAAGGAGAACCCGUUCGUCCCUAUUGGGAUGGCCGGUUUCUUUGCCAUUGUGGCACACAGACUGUAUAAGAUGAAGAGCAGGGGCAAUAUGAAGAUGUCCGUGCACCUGAUCCACAUGCGUGUGGCAGCGCAGGGCUUCGUGGUGGGAGCCAUGACUCUUGGUGUGGUGUACUCCAUGUAUAAGGACUACGUGUUGAAGCCGGCCGAAGCUCAGAGAGCGCUGGAACAGAAACAACAGGAAAUCAAGUGAACAGUGGAGUGUCACAUUAUUCUAAUUUUAGAGUAGUUCUUUUUUUUUUUUGCAUCCUGGUGUCCUGUAGAUACUUCACAUUCUUCUCAAGAUGCUAGGGUUAGGUUUAGAUAUUUAUCUUUAAAGAUAUAUAAUACACAGGGUUUGUAAUUUAUAUUUUAUAAUAUUUACAUUUCUAAAACCACGGGCCAGAACACACAGCAGUGUGGAAGUGGGAACAUAAUUUCCAACGUCCAUCUGAUGCUAACUUCAUUACAAGUGUCUGCCAAUGUCAGCUUGUAAUCUCUAAAAAACAGGCUAUGAUCUGCUUAAAUAUGUUAUUCAUCAAACCUUUAAAGAAUACGGUUCCUCACAGUGUUCAUUGAGUAAAGGAACCUUUAACAUGGUAACCUUUAAGGAUUCUGAUAUUAGAGAUGAACAAAAUCAUAGUUGCUCUGCAGGUUGUACAAGGUGUUCAAAAUGUGGUCUGUUGCCCAGCUGGUCUGUGGAGAUCACAAAAUAUGGGCAGAUAAAUAAUAUGCUAAUAGUUAUUGUUGUAAUAAUAAUCUAGUAUAACCAUGUGAUCAUAGUGAACGUUUUGGUACAGGACAUUAUCUAUGCUUUAUUUUUAGAAAAAAAGGGUUCUAAAGAACGGGUUCUUUCCACUUGGUGGUCCUUAAGGUUUCCCUGCAAUAAAACAAAUCAAUCAAAAAUUGAUGAACUGAUAAACAGGCUACAGAUGUUGUGCUAGAUAAAUGUUAAUAGGAGUGAUUACUGUAAAUGACUGGACAUGGACAGGCUGUGUCUGAUUUGCAUAGGCAUGCAUAUUUAAUUAGGAGGAAGUGGUAGAGAUGAUAUGUCGUUUCCUGAAUGUGCCUUGUUUCUCUGUGUGUGUGUGUGUGUGUGUGUGUGUGUGUGUGUGUGUGUGUGUGUGUGUGUGUGUGUGUGUGUGUGUGUUACCCCGGCUCUGCCUACCAAAAACCAGCGUCCGUCACUUUAAAGACUCAAGAACUUCAUUAGCAGCAAAACAUAACACAGUAACUGCUGGUCCGUCUUCAGUGUUCCUGAAUGUUUGUGUUACUAAGAUGAUUAUUUUUGCACUUUGUGUUUGUACAUCCUGUUGGUUUAUUAGAAGUUGUAUUUUUAUGUAAUAUAUGCUGAAAAAAACACACCAUUAAAUUAUGAUUGGAUAUCA